AUGCUGGACACUGGUGUGAAGCUGUCAAGCGAAGACCGUCUCGGUGCUGCUACUUACGCAGACGACUUGAAGACAUUCAGCAGCACCGUGGACGGUAUAAAGCGUCAACACUCGGUCGUGCAAGACUUCCUGCGCUGGACCGGCAUGAAGGCGAAUCCGGACAACGAACUCGGGCUGCAGCUGGACGGCUCCCCGAUCCCCGCGCUCAGCGCCUCCGACUCAUACCAAUACUUGGGGAUCGGGGAUGGCUUCGACCACGUGCGCCGUCGCGUUGAGCUUGAACCAUUGAUCACCCAUCUGCACGAAGCGGCGGCGCUGAUUCAGUCCGGACUGGUGCCGUGGCAGGUGGUCAAGGCAUUCAAGGUGUACUUGCACCCUCGGUUUGACGCCACGACGGCUUCUUUUACGCUCCUGCUUCUCGUGGUGGAUUAG
Molecule: messenger RNA, 432 nt
Organism: Peronospora matthiolae
Lineage: Eukaryota; Oomycota; Peronosporomycetes; Peronosporales; Peronosporaceae
Source: the annotation of a GenBank genome assembly